Messenger RNA from Funneliformis mosseae, 477 nucleotides. Lineage: Eukaryota; Fungi; Glomeromycota; Glomeromycetes; Glomerales; Glomeraceae. The record is from the annotation of a GenBank genome assembly.
AUGUCAUCUACAGUUGCAAAAGGAAAAGAACUCGAGCAAAGGAUCUUUGAUAUAUUGAGGAGCAUAGAAAUUGAGUGCAAGUGGACAGGUGGUUCGGGUGACGGAGGAGUGGAUAUCAGCGGUGUUGUUGUUGGGAUCCCGUUCGUGAUUCAGUGUAAAAAUUGGACAAAACAUAAAAUUGGUCCCUCCGUCAUUCGUGAAUUCGAAGGAGCACUUACUAGACAAACAAGGGGUACAAUAGGUGUUGUAGUAGGACGUUCAAAAAAUAGAUUCACGCCUGGUGCGAUAGUGACAGCUAAAACAUCGAUUUACGAUAUUAUCCUCACGGAUAAGAAAGACCUUUGUAUAGAUCUCAUUCAGUUAGUUGCUGAUCGACUGAACAGAUCUUAUGAUUUUAAUGCUAAUCCUCCGUUUCCAUCACCGAUGAAUGCGCAAUACUCAGAAAAUUGCUUUCCGAGUUCGGUUCCCGCACCAUAG